Molecule: messenger RNA, 4544 nt
Organism: Epinephelus lanceolatus (giant grouper)
Lineage: Eukaryota; Metazoa; Chordata; Actinopteri; Perciformes; Serranidae
Gene: kcnc1b
Product: potassium voltage-gated channel, Shaw-related subfamily, member 1b
Biological process (GO): protein homooligomerization; action potential; potassium ion transmembrane transport
Cellular component (GO): postsynaptic membrane; presynaptic membrane; axon terminus
Molecular function (GO): delayed rectifier potassium channel activity; protein binding
Source: RefSeq, a predicted model, not a curated record
GACACACACAUGCAGCCUGUCAACAACAGUCUGAGUCUCACAUCAGUAAAUCACGAGGCUAUCAGAAGGUAAUAUGAUCAGUCUCUCUUUGAUGGCAUGGGCGGAUCUGCGCGUUCAUGGCUCCAGGGUCACUCCUUCUCCAGCCAGCUGUGCAUGAAGAGUCCCUCCUGACUGCUGCAGCAGCUGACCGACCAUAAACCCUCCAAGUGACAAAAUUUGGGCAGCGAUGACAAUUUCAACAGCUUUAAUUAGAGGGCUUGACAGCGGGUUUUAACAGAUGCAGGGUCCACUGGGCAUGCUCCAUGUGAUCUGAGAGGAGAGCUGGGCACGGUGUGAAUAACAGGCAGUUUGGGCGUUUUUUUGAGAGGAGGUUUGUCACCCUCUCAUCUCUCAUUUUUCUAUUUUGCUUCACCACACAGCACAGAAAUAAGAGCAUUUUGUGGGUGUUUCUCCUUAUGAGCAAUGCGUGAAGGAAAGUUCCCAUGCAGGAGAGUAUCUCUGCGCUGAGACAAAGAGCUGGUGUACAGCGGCGGUGUGUCGUUACACGCAGAGAGGGAGCGGGCUGAGCGUCGGUGUGAAGGAGGUGAGUCUGUAGGCAGCAACAGAGGAGGGACUGAAAACAGCGCCGAGUCUCCAUCAGGAGCUGCCGGACAGGCGCUGUCCGCUCAGCACCACCGCAGUCACCUUGCUGUGAAAGUCAUAAACCUGCUCAGGACUGAUCCGAUCAAUCACCGCAACUUGGGGAGUCCAAUGAGCUGGAUUUGCUCUCCUGGCGGGGGGGAAAUUUGUCAGCGUUUGUGUUUUUAUCUCGACAUCUUGGAUUUACAGACGAUGUGACGUCCAUUCUUAAUGUGAUGCCAUUGGCUGCAAUCAUUUUGGAUUUCGAUUCUAUACCCUCCAGUGAGUCUGGCAGCUAUAAGCGUUUAUGAUCCUCCAGUUGCAUGACAGGUGCUCGUAGGAAACGCAGGGUUUAUUUAGAGUGAAUGUAGCCUGAUGCGUGUCCAACAGCCCCGAUUUCUUUCAUAGUUGGUGAGAGACGACAGGUUGUUUUGCGCGCUGCUGCCUUUAUGUAAUUGUUUGCUUCAGUGUGAUCAGUGCUGUGCAUGGUUGCACAGGGGCGCCUAGACUUACCUUUGCGAUGAAGGGAACUUAUUGGAGAAAUGCCUAAGGGACGCAAUGGGCCUGAGCGACGACAAGGAUCGCAUUGUGAUAAACGUGGGAGGGAUCAGACAUCAGACAUACCGCAGCACCCUGCGCACUCUACCUGGCACCCGUUUGUCCUGGUUGGCCGAGCCUGAUGCACCCAACCACUUUGACUAUGAUGCCAAGAUCGAGGAAUUUUUCUUCGACCGCCACCCUGGCGUGUUUGCACAUAUCCUUAAUUACUACAGGACAGGUAAACUGCACUGCCCGGCUGAUGUCUGCGGGCCCCUCUAUGAGGAGGAACUGGCCUUCUGGGGCAUUGAUGAGACAGACGUGGAGCCAUGCUGCUGGAUGACCUAUCGCCAGCACCGGGAGGCAGAGGAGGCCCUUGAUAGUUUCGGCGGGGGGGGCCUGUUAGACCUGGGGAGCGAUGAUGCGGAGCCAGAGCUGGAGCAUACUGCCGAGGAUGAUGUGGAUGAAAUGACAAGGAGGCUGGCGCAGGCAGACACUCAUGAUGCCAGGAGUGGAAGCCUGUGGAGCCGAUGGCAGAAACAUGUUUGGGCUCUGUUUGAGGACCCUUACUCCUCUAAAUAUGCAAGGUGGGUGGCUCUGGCCUCGCUGUUCUUUAUUCUGGUGUCCAUCACCACCUUCUGUCUGGAGACCCACGAGGCCUUCAACCCCAUCAUCAACCGUACUGAGGUGGAGGUGGUGGACAACAUCACAGUGGAGCACACCUACCAGGAGACUGAGACUGCGCUCUACCUCACCUACAUCGAAGGCGUUUGCGUGGUGUGGUUCACUUUUGAAUUUCUAAUGCGAAUAACUUUCUGCCCGAAUAAAUGUGACUUCAUUCGGAAUGCCCUGAACAUCAUCGACUUUGUGGCCAUCCUGCCCUUCUACCUAGAGGUCGGCCUAAGCGGGCUCUCCUCCAAGGCAGCUAAGGACGUGCUGGGCUUCCUGAGAGUCGUCCGCUUUGUGCGGAUCCUGCGUAUCUUCAAGCUGACGCGUCACUUUGUGGGACUGAGGGUGCUGGGUCACACGUUGAGGGCCAGCACCAACGAGUUCCUGCUCCUCAUCAUCUUCCUUGCCCUCGGUGUCCUCAUCUUUGCUACUAUGAUCUACUACGCUGAACGGAUUGGAGCUAACCCCAAUGACCCUCGAGCCAGCGAGCACACACACUUCAAGAACAUCCCGAUUGGAUUCUGGUGGGCUGUGGUGACCAUGACGACCCUUGGCUAUGGAGACAUGUACCCGCAGACGACCUCCGGUAUGCUGGUCGGAGCCCUGUGCGCUCUGGCAGGUGUGCUGACCAUCGCCAUGCCCGUCCCUGUGAUUGUCAACAACUUUGGAAUGUAUUACUCUCUGGCCAUGGCGAAACAGAAACUACCAAAGAAAAAGAACAGGCAUAUCCCUCGGGCACCCCAACCAGGUUCUCCAAACUUCUGUAAGUCAAGCAUCAGCUCCCAACAGCCGAGCCCCAUCCCCAAUGACGACGUUUUCGAGAUAAAGUUUCAAGAUUCCAAGCUAAACGGUGAGGCAGCUAAUGCAGCGCUGGCCAACGAAGAUUGCCCUCAUAUAGACCAGGCCAUAUCUCCGGAGGAAAUCUUCAGCCCCAGCGACAGAGAGCGGCCCUGCUUCCUGGUCACCACUGCUGAACGCCCCAACCACACAGGGGGCAGAGUGAGGAGGGAGACCCAGCGACAGCACCGGAGCAGACAACCAACAGAGUCAGUUUGUGUUAUGAACCAUGGUGUCCCAACCACUAUGUGUAUGACCCAUAAUGGCCCAUCACCCACCUGAUAGUGCUGUAGCAUUGUUGUGUGUAUUACUUAGUCUUUUUAAAUGGGUGUGACAGUGACAACCUGUACAUCACAAACUCAGCAUAGAUGUAGCACUGAGGAAGUUUUGUUGUCAAGCCUUAUGUAGGUCAGUAUCUGUGACUGGUUACUGUGUUGUAAUUUGUGUGCCUAUUUUUGGUGUGUGCCAGUGCUGUAAAUACGCUUUUUUUGUGUGCUGAAGUUGUGUGUACCCAAUGUUUUUUGAGUGAUCAUCAAAUAUCUGUGUGCUUCUUCUGUUGAAAGAAAAAAAAAUGUUGCUCCAAUUUUAAUCACCCUGGCAAAAAAAGAAAAAAGAAAAAACGACAACAAAAAAACAGAAACAAUGUCACGUGUCAUGUCAGCCAGACUAAACAGUUUGAAAGAAAUCGUUUAAACUUUGCACUGUCAUCGUCACAUCUUUAUAGACUUUUGCACUGUUUUGCACCAGUGAAUUUUUAACAUUCCUUUGAUAUGUUUUCAGGCAUCAAAGAGAUAACAUCCACAAAAAAAAGUGUCAUACUGAAAAAACAAAACCAAAAAAAAAAAAAAAAAAACACCACUCCUACCUUGAAUUUAUGAGGCAUUAAAAAUGGCAAAGUCUGCUGCUGAGAAUUGGUAAAUAAUUGUUUGGUUUAUCAAAACUUGAAGAGGGAUAUUCACAAAGGGAAAACAGAUAUUCAACAUGAAUUAAAUGUUGAUAUAUCGUCAUACGUAGCUAUGCUUUGAUAAACAAAGACAGCUUAUGUAUAAAAUACAUUGACUCAUAUCACAGCUCAAACAGUCAUACUUAUUCUGUAGUGUCUUUUAAUUGACAAUCAUGUAGAAUUGAAUUAUGAUUCUUUUUCUGCACAUAUGCAAAUUGGCGUGUUUGUUAAUAUGUAAUACUAACCAAUGCCAAACAUUACACACAUCACACUGGACAAGUGCCUCUGUUAUGCAAAUUCUUCUUAUCAUUCAGGAGUAUAGCUUAACCGACAUGAUAAAUUAUUUGCACAUUUUAUUUCACAUUAGUCAUCAGUCACCAGCCGUUUAAAGCAAGCACCAGUUCAGUAUUCAAUAAGCACACAGAUACAAUAAGGACCCCCAUAGGGAUCAGCUUCUAAAGGCAAGUAAUGAGCAUACCUAAUUAAAAACAGAGAGGAGAGCUACUGGAUGCAAAGUACUGCUUCACUGUUGGUGUGGAAAAGUUAGUGGAAAGGGACCAACUUUUUAACAAACAACUGCAAACACACUGCCAACAACCUACUGAGAACUGUAUGCAGUCAGGUACAGCAGAACUGAAUCUGCCAACAGAGCUGAGCACAAACAUGGGGGACAGUGUGCUGGUCAUUGGCCGACACGGAAUAAAAACAGCAGCUGUUACAAAACGAGACAAAAAACAACUACGAGGCAACUAAAGGUGCCAUUUAGUGAGACUUCAGUGUGUGUGUUUUGAACACCGUGCAUUUUGUGGUUAGUUAUCUCAAUAAGGUGUUCAGUGAUCAUUUUGAUUGGUUUGUUGUUUAGGGAUUUUUUGUCUUUUUUGACCAAUACAGUUCAGGCUUGUACAAUAAAUAGUGAUAAAUAAAAAAAACACAGAAAUGA